GCCCAUUUUUCUUUGCUACAAGCGCGUCGCGUGUACACCGCGAAUACUUAGCAGUUUUUCAACAGAAUUGUAAAACAAACAAAAGGCACUCCAAGACAUUAGCAUAAGCGAGCAGCAUGUUUCGUAAUUUCUUAAAUUUGACAAACAAAUACAAAGUGCUCAGGGGCAUGAUCUCAUAUGGCACACUCUGGCCCUGUGGCUCGCUCAUUGAGCAGACGCUGAUCGAGAAGCGCUCAUUCCGCAACUAUGACUGGACCAAGUGUCUCAGAUUCAGUUUGUUCGGCUUCUUCUUUAUGGGGCCCACAAUCUAUGUGUGGAUAAGACUGGCGAGUGUAAUGUGGCCACGCACAGAUAUUAAAUCAUCGCUCUGCAAAGCGAUCACCGAGCAGACGGCCUACGAUCCCAUGGCGAUCAGUUCCUUUCUCUUCUUCAUGACACUGAUGGAGGGCAAUACAUAUGCUGAAGCCAAACAGGAGGUUAGCGAUAAAUUUCUGGAUGCUUAUAAAGUUGGCGUUAUUUAUUGGCCCUGCGUGCAAACUGUGAACUUUGCCUUCAUCCCAGCCAGAAAUCAGGUUAUCUUCACCUCGUUCUUCAGCAUGUGCUGGACCACAUUCUUGGCCUACGUUAAGUUCCUGCAAUUGCAUCCGCAUGUCGAUGUUGAUCAUCAUGCUGUGGACAUACAUUUUCUGGAAAUGUAAACUACCAUAUAGCGAAAAUUUAUUUAUUUAUUUACAAUUAAAAUACUGUUGAUUAUGCCCAAGCACGCCUCUCAUUAGAA
Messenger RNA from Drosophila busckii, 778 nucleotides. Its product is annotated as mpv17-like protein. The record is from RefSeq and is a predicted model, not a curated record. The coding region runs from base 117 to 698 and encodes 193 amino acids. NCBI's taxonomy places the organism in Eukaryota, Metazoa, Arthropoda, Insecta, Diptera, Drosophilidae. Gene Ontology annotation, cellular component: membrane; cytoplasm. The transcript has 4 exons.